AUGGAAAACACCCAGGAUAGCUUGGUGAUCUGCAGGUCGCCGCCGCUGGAGGCGCUGCUGUUCGACAUCGACGGCACGAUGUGCGUGUCGGACCCGUUCCACCACCGGGCCUUCUCGGAGCUGCUGCAGGGCGUCGGCUACAACGGCGGCGCCCCGAUCACGCCGGAGUUCGGCAUGAAGCACAUGGCGGGGCGCAGCAACGAGCAGAUCGGCCGCUUCCUGUUCCCGGACUGGCCGGCAGCCCGCCUCGACGCCUUCUUCGCCGAGAAGGAGGCCCUCUUCGCGCGGUACGCCCGCGAGGGCCUCCGGGAGGUGGCCGGGCUGCGCGCGCUGUGCCGGUGGGCGCGCGGCCGCGGGCUCAAGCUGGCCGCCGUCACCAACGCGCCCAGGGCUAACGCCGAGGUCAUGGUCGGGAUCCUGGGCCUGGCGGAGUUCUUUCCGGUCGUCGUCACCGGCGAGGAGUGCGGCGAGGGCCGGGCCAAGCCCGCGCCCGACGCGUACCUCCGCGCGCUGGAGCUUCUUGGCGCGAGCGCGGACCGGUCCGUCGUGUUCGAGGACUCCGUGAUCGGGAUCCAGGCCGGCGUCGCCGCGGGGAUGCCGGUCGUGGCUAUUGCCGGGGAGAGCCGGGAGGCCAGGGUCGUCGCCGCCGGCGCGUCGCUCGUCGUCAGGGACUACCUGGAUGCCAAGCUCUGGGCGGCGUUGGAUGGGGUUGACGCUGCUGCUGCUAACGGAGCUCCUCCCACGGUGGUCGAUGGGGAACGGAGCGUGGAGCCGGCGGCUGUUCCCGUGGAGAAUUGAGCUGGGAUUCCAUUUAUUUUUCUGCGAUGCAUGCUGCUGCUGCCGCCAUGGACUGCAGUUCAAAUUCGAUCUGAAAUCAGAAAACUGAAAGUAAAUCAUGCCCCGAAUUGAGAUUUAAACUUGCGUGAAACUG
Lolium rigidum is the source of this 931-nucleotide messenger RNA. Its product is annotated as haloacid dehalogenase-like hydrolase domain-containing protein Sgpp. The transcript has 2 exons. The coding region runs from base 1 to 798 and encodes 265 amino acids. Lineage: Eukaryota; Viridiplantae; Streptophyta; Magnoliopsida; Poales; Poaceae. The record is from RefSeq and is a predicted model, not a curated record.